Funneliformis mosseae is the source of this 309-nucleotide messenger RNA. The record is from the annotation of a GenBank genome assembly. NCBI's taxonomy places the organism in Eukaryota, Fungi, Glomeromycota, Glomeromycetes, Glomerales, Glomeraceae.
AAAGGUCACUACUCUAAGGAAUGUGACUUGCCUCCUAAAAAGAGAAAAGAUGCAAAUAUAGUCGAAGUUUAUUUUAAUCUUGAUUCAGAAUAUGAAGAAGAAGAUUAUGAAAAGAUUUAUGCUACUUCAAAAGUAAGGGUUACUCCAUAUAUUACUAACAGAAGGGAUGUCAAAGAAAAAAGUAAAAGGAUGUCUGAAUCUCAACAAGAAAUGAGAUUGAGAAAUAGAAAUAUAAGUAAACCAAUUCCUUUUACCACUUUGAUGAAUAUUAAAGAAGGGAUUUCAACUCGAAAGGGUAAGAAACCUUGA